ACCACGAACCGGGUCGCUCCACUCUCUCCGGGGACUCUGCGCACGCGCAAGACACGCCCCGUUUCUGACUCGGCAAAGGCUCCGCCCACUUCCUUCCAGGACCCUCCCCCGCCUUCGUGGGCCCUUGGGGGUCCUGGGGAAGGUGCUAGAAGAGACUGCAGAGGCUUCUGUGCAGAUGGAACAGACAAAGGAAGGGGCUGGGCCCAUGGGGAACAGCCUGUCCCUGCCAUCACCUGGGACCGACCCGUGGCCCCCUGCGCCCUUCCCAGCCCUGCCACCUCCUCUCCUGGGAACCCCAGACCCAGCCCACCUGGGGCUCCCCGAGAGCCUGGCCUCCGUCACCGUCCCCAUCAGGCUGGACGCCCUGUCCUACCUCCUGCACAGCGCCCUGCUCGGGGCGUACACCCUCCAACAGUCCCUGCCCUCCUGCCCCUGUGCCUCCCAGGCUUGCUCCCGCCGGCCGGGCUCUGCCAAGAGGCCAUCCUGGGGGCCCGGGGAGUGGGAAGGCCGGCGCAGGCCAGGCUGGGGCCAUCGGCGAUGGGGAUCCGGGAGAGCCGAGCAGCCAGAGUGGGGCUGGGCAGGGGGCUCUGGGGCUGGCCCCAAGAGCCCGCUGGUGAUGCCACCACCACCGCCACCGCCUGCCCGGGAUGGGAAGAAGGAAGCCGGAGGUCCCGAGCCGCCCCCGGACGUGCCACCUGCAGCCGAGGACUGGGAGACAGAGUACUAGGACCCGGAAGGGCCCAACACCCCGGGGCCCUGGAACCCCCAGCCCUGUCAGAGCCACCCCAAGAGGCAGCCUGCUCCCACCCCCGAAAGACAGGAACUCAAUCAGGAGGGGUUCUGGGGUUCACCUCGUGAGACCUGAACCUGACUGAGCUUCCCAAGCUGAAAAUAGCCUUGAACCCCUACCCAGGCCUGAAGCACCAGCUCCAAGCCCGACCUCAGCCCCAAGGCCACCCACCCCCAUUCCUACCCCAACCCUAGCCCCCAAGCCAGGCCCACCCGCCUCUCUGACCUCAACCCCAUCCCCAGUGCAGUGCCAUAUCCCCAAUCCCUCUCUCAUUCCCAUUGUUACCCCCUUCCACGGCCCCACUGCUGAACCCCAAUCCCAAGCCAACCUCAAUCCCAACUUCAUUAACCUCCUUCUCUACUUCAGUCCAACUCAUCCUUGCCCUGAACCCCAGCCCCAUUCUGAACCCUGCCCCCCACCAUCUCCAUCCUCAGCCUCUCUCCCAUCCCUGGCCCAACUGUGGCUUGCCCCGGGACCCCACCCCACAAAGGACCCCACUGGACCCUUGCAGCCCUCCACCCCACUUCCCAGCCUUCUGGAUCGGGAGUCCUAGUUGAAUAAUAAAUAGAUGACUGUCC
This is a messenger RNA of Choloepus didactylus (southern two-toed sloth), 1368 nucleotides long. RefSeq names its product chromosome 27 C19orf84 homolog (gene C27H19orf84). Lineage: Eukaryota; Metazoa; Chordata; Mammalia; Pilosa; Megalonychidae. The record is from RefSeq and is a predicted model, not a curated record. The coding region runs from base 176 to 727 and encodes 183 amino acids. The transcript has 2 exons.